CUCCCAGAAGAUUCCUAUAGAAGCUCCUGCCUGUCCACUUUGCAUCCGUCGUCCACAUCGCUCCUUCAGAGUGACGAAAAGAGAUUUGUGGAAUCCUGGAGCCAGUGGAGCAAACAGCAGCAGCUCUGCUCAACCUCAGCGCCAACAUGUUGUACCUGGAGACGGGCUCCACCACGGCCUACAGUGAGUCGCAGUACACGAACCUGGGUCUCCUGAACAGCAUGGAUCAGAGCAUCCAGAACGGAGGCUCCACCUCCACCAGCCCCUACAACAACGAUCACUCCCAGAACAACGUGGCGGCACCCUCACCCUACUCCCAGCCCAGCUCCACCUUCGACGCCCUCUCCCCCUCCCCCGCCAUCCCCUCCAACACAGACUACGCCGGGACACACACCUUCGACGUGUCCUUCCAGCAGUCCAGCACCGCAAAGUCUGCCACCUGGACGUACUCAACAGAGCUGAAGAAGUUGUACUGUCAGAUCGCCAAGACGUGUCCGAUCCAGAUCAAAGUGCUGACCAACCCCCCGCAGGGCGCCGUCAUCCGAGCCAUGCCCGUCUACAAGAAGGCGGAGCACGUGACGGAGGUCGUGAAGCGCUGCCCCAACCACGAGCUCAGCCGCGAGUUCAACGACGGUCAGAUCGCUCCUCCCAGCCACCUGAUCCGGGUGGAGGGGAACAACCACGCUCAGUACCUGGAGGACUCCAUCACCGGGAGGCAGAGCGUGUUUGUCCCAUACGAACCUCCACAGGUGGGCACAGAAUUCACCACAAUUUUGUACAACUUCAUGUGCAACUCGAGCUGCGUGGGGGGGAUGAACCGACGCCCGAUCCUCAUCAUCGUGACUCUGGAGACCCGAGAUGGUCAGGUGUUAGGCCGCCGCUGCUUCGAGGCCCGGAUCUGCGCCUGCCCGGGUCGAGACAGGAAGGCGGACGAGGACAGCAUCCGCAAGCAGCACGUGACGGACGGCUCCAAGAGCGGAGACGCUUACCGCCAAGUAUCCCACGGCAUCCAGAUGUCCACCAUCAAGAAGAGGAGAUCCACAGACGAGGAGGUGUUCUGUUGCCUAUCAAAGGCCGUGAAAUUUAUGAGAUUUUGGUAAAAAUCAAGGAGUCUCUGGAGCUGAUGCAGUAUCUGCCUCAACACACCAUCGAGUCGUACCGGCAGCAGCAGCAGAACCUCCUCCAGAAACA
Molecule: messenger RNA, 1191 nt
Organism: Gymnodraco acuticeps
Lineage: Eukaryota; Metazoa; Chordata; Actinopteri; Perciformes; Bathydraconidae
Gene: tp63
Product: tumor protein p63
Biological process (GO): regulation of transcription by RNA polymerase II; apoptotic process
Cellular component (GO): nucleus
Molecular function (GO): RNA polymerase II cis-regulatory region sequence-specific DNA binding; DNA-binding transcription factor activity, RNA polymerase II-specific
Source: RefSeq, a predicted model, not a curated record